Molecule: messenger RNA, 7270 nt
Organism: Cephus cinctus (wheat stem sawfly)
Lineage: Eukaryota; Metazoa; Arthropoda; Insecta; Hymenoptera; Cephidae
Gene: Med
Product: mothers against decapentaplegic homolog 4
Exons: 12
Coding region: 474-2537 (687 amino acids)
Biological process (GO): BMP signaling pathway; transforming growth factor beta receptor signaling pathway; cell differentiation
Cellular component (GO): heteromeric SMAD protein complex
Molecular function (GO): DNA-binding transcription factor activity, RNA polymerase II-specific; RNA polymerase II cis-regulatory region sequence-specific DNA binding; I-SMAD binding
Source: RefSeq, a predicted model, not a curated record
CCAUGAAAAUCGCAACAAACAAACGAACGCUAUCCGACGAGCCUUGACGGCCGUGCAAUCAGUGUGUAUACAAUAGAUCAUCUUGUGGAAGCUUCGCAAGUAAUGCGAAUACAUAUCUGAGGAUUCCCUCCUGUUUUCACAAGACAUAGAGGUGAACAUUGAGAUAAGUGUAAGUGCAUUUGACGGUCAGCAAAUUCACUGAUUUUCUCCGAAAAAGGAACUCUAACACAUUUCUGGAGUAUCGACUGAUAAUUCCAUGUAGAGAAACGUCUUCUACAAGGUUCUUCCCAUCACCAGUGUCUGCAUAGUGAAGUUGAAUUAAUAGUGACGAACUUUCGCCGGAAUGCGGAAACCAAGUAUUGCCACUAGAUGCUAGUGUGUACGAGGAGUGGUUGGUUCAGGGUAGAACGUAAGGGCAAAACGAGGCUCUCUGUUAGAGAAGGCGAACAGCUGCCGCCACGGCUUUCACCGAGAUGGUUGGACUUGCGGGCGGGGGAGGACAUCUAUAUCCCUCGCCCCCGAUGCAACCUAAUCCUGAGUUACGAGAAAUGACUGGGAUUGCUCCUAGUGCACCAACCAGUGCAGAUGCGUGCUUGAGUAUAGUGCACUCUCUUAUGUGCCAUCGACAAGGUGGUGAGAGUGAAGGUUUCAGUAAACGAGCUAUUGAGUCUUUGGUUAAGAAGCUUAAGGAAAAACGGGAUGAACUAGACAGUCUUAUAACAGCUAUUACAACAAAUGGUGCACAUCCCAGUAAAUGUGUGACGAUACAAAGAACACUUGAUGGUAGGCUACAAGUGGCAGGUCGCAAGGGUUUUCCUCACGUGAUAUAUGCACGAAUUUGGAGGUGGCCAGAUUUACAUAAAAACGAAUUAAAGCACGUUAAAUACUGCCAGUUUGCAUUUGAUUUAAAAUGCGACUCAGUAUGCGUCAAUCCGUAUCAUUACGAAAGAGUCGUAUCCCCAGGAAUAGACCCGUUCUUUACAGACCUCUCCGGAUUGACCCUGCAAUCAGGAGUCGGUGUAGGACCUGGUGGACGCCUAGUAAAGGAUGAAUACUCGGUCGGCGGCGGUGGAAGCGCAGCAACCGGUGGCGUCGGCGUCGGUGUAUCUACCGGAAUGGAAGUUGAUGGCGAAAUGAAUCAAACGAUUCAACACCACCCGCCACAACCACCACCAGCAUCAAAUAGUCAACAACAGACGCAACAAAACUUCAUUUCUGGUUUGGCGCCACCAAAUCCAGCUAGUGGUGAAGGUAUGUUUGGCGGGGGCGGGGGAGCACCAGUAGGCGGAGGCAGCGGGACCGCAGGAGGUGGUGGAGGCACUGGAAAUUCUCGCACCAAACUCGAAGAUAAUAGUUGCCCUCGGCAGACCUGGAUUCCCACGCCUCAUCACUCUUCGACACGUAAUAUCCAUCAUCCUGCUGUACAUCCAAUGAGUCACAAUGUAUCUGGACAGCAACAAUCAUUGAACACUACCGGCGGUAGUGGAAGUACACAAAUCUUAAGUCCUACUCAGGGCCAGACUACGGAAUCAUUUUACGGGACUGCUACCCCACCACAAGACCUCAAUCAACCACCUACGAGCGUUGACGCUCUAGCAGCUUCCUUAGGGGGUAGUCAGAGUUCGCCCGUAUCACCGGUUCACUUACAUCAUCAAAAUGGAUUUGCGGUCGCCACAGCAGCAAACCCUUACAACACUGGUGCGCCACAAUGGACCGGAGCCAAUACUCUUACCUACACACAGAGUAUGCAGCCUCCAGAUCAUCGACAUCUGCAUGCCACAUCGUAUUGGGGCGGCCAUGGUGGUGAGGUCGGAGGUAGCAUAGGAGGACUAUUGUCAACUCAACCAGCUCCAGAGUACUGGUGCUCCGUGGGCUACUUCGAGUUGGAUACUCAGGUAGGAGAAACGUUCAAAGUGAGUAGCGGUUGUCCUACUGUCACUAUCGAUGGAUACGUCGAUCCCAGCGGGGGCAACAGAUUUUGUCUUGGUGCGCUGAGCAACGUUCAUCGCACGGAACAGAGUGAACGAGCUCGACUUCACAUAGGAAAGGGCGUUGUUCUUGACCUCCGGGGCGAAGGAGAUGUUUGGCUAAGAUGUCAGAGCGAGCACAGUGUCUUUGUGCAGUCCUAUUACCUAGACAGAGAAGCGGGUCGUGCGCCUGGCGAUGCUGUUCACAAAAUUUAUCCUUCCGCUUAUAUAAAAGUCUUUGACCUACGGCAAUGUCAUAAGCAGAUGCGAGGCCAGGCAGCAACUGCUCAAGCAGCAGCUGCAGCUCAGGCUGCUGCCGUCGCGGGUCAUCUCACUCAUGGAGCACCUAUUACCAAAAGUCUAAGCGCUGCCGCUGGCAUCGGGGUCGAUGAUCUUCGUCGACUUUGCAUUUUGCGUUUGAGUUUCGUUAAAGGAUGGGGUCCUGACUAUCCAAGGCAAAGUAUAAAGGAGACGCCAUGUUGGAUCGAGGUACAUCUUCAUCGGGCGCUUCAACUCUUGGACGAGGUACUUCACACCAUGCCGAUAGACGGACCUCGGGCUAUUGAAUAAAUGGUCAUGGCCUUAAACUACCGACAACGUACAAAAAUUCGAGGUGUGAAGUGAGAAUGUUAUUUUACGUUUUCGUUGCGCGAAAUUACUUUUUAAGGACGACAGAGAGAAAGUACUGCAUGCGAAUGGAUUAUAGGGAGGUAGGAAGUCGUAUUGGGGAUAAAAAGAGUGUUUUAUUUUAUUAGCCAACAAGGGUUAAGAAGAGAGUUAAGUAAUGUUGGGCAAAGGUAAAAAUAUUCAGAGAACACGCACAAACACCUAGUGUUCACAGGUUUACAGAAAUGGUUAGUAGUCGAAUCCUCGUCAGGUACUUUAGCAGAUCUAGAAUAUAAAAAGAUACCCAGCCCCCAUUCUUUCGAGGUUAGCUUUGUAAGAUAGCUUACCAUAUAUAUAUUAUAUGUAUAAUAUAUAUAAUAAUAUUACUAUGAAUUUUGAGCUCAAUAUUUUUACCGAAAGAAACCAUCUGAGGAAACACUGAAUCGUGACAUGUGCACGUAAUAAGUACAGUGUGUCUCUUUUUUACCAAGGCAGCACAGAAAAGAGAAAAUAUCCUUCUGACAUUGAUCUAUCGGAUCCCGUUCUUGUGAUCGAUCACAAGUCAUCGGGGAACAUUAUAACAUAAUCUCUGAGCUGGAUUUUUUGGGAAAAAAGCUCUCACUGUAAUGUGUAGGAUAGUUUGCAACCAAAAAGUUAAAAAUAUUAGAUAUUUUCAGUUCGUGGUUGACAUUCUGAUAUUUCGUUUUCUUUUUUUUUUUGUUUUUUUUCCUUCUUUUCUAACGGACGUUGUAUUAUUAAUAUUAUUAGUAACGUUGUUGGAGGCGAGACCAGUAUGAAUAAGUAUAAGCUCUGCAGGAGAAACGGUAGAUCUGUUAUGUUCCUGAUGAAAAUCUAAGAAUGAUGAUACCGAUCUCAAUGAUCGACGAUUACGAAGCAAAAGGACUGAUCUCCUUUUUUUCAAAUGAUUUCCUCUAAUUUUCCUUUUUAUUUUAUUCGCAUAUAUGACCGCGUUCACGGCAACCGUCCCACCUCCAAGCAACUGAAUCAUUAUUGCUAUUAUUACGGUAGUACUUGUUGAAUAAUUAUAUUUACUAUUUACCAACCAUUUUAUUAUAUAUUCAUACAAGAUAUUCUUAUACUAUAUUUGAUAAAAUUAACGAGUAGAGAAAGUGUUGACCAAAUUUUCUAUCCAAUGCACACACGUACACACAAUAUACCAAGUGACAUACGGACGUAACAUACGCAUGUACACGCCACUCAUAAACAUUUUACACAAAACAUAUAUAUAUUAUAUAUAUAUAUAUAUAUAUAUAUAUAUAUAUAUAUACACAUAUAUAUAAUUAUGAUUUAUUAAAGAUGAGAAUCGUUUUAUCGCUUGUUUUUAUUGAUUGAUGCGCAUUGUAUUGUUCUGAAAUUUUGUGCUUUGUUGUAAUUAAGUAGAGAUUAUUUAGAUCUUUGUUUGUUUCUAUUUUUGUUUGCGAAUUAUCUUACGCAAUCGAUGUGGUGAUAACACGUGCGCCUAUAGUAUGUUAAGUACGCCUCAAUCUCUACGAGAAACAAAUAUCGAUCAAUCAUCGUGUCAUUGCCGAUUUAUACUUCCGUUUUACAUGUUUUAUUAUGAUUUGGAUAUGAUUAUAUGUACAUGAUUCAGGUACAUUAGGAACUAAUGAAUUCGAGUGGAUGAUGAUUUUGGUCAAUGAGUGUUUCCUCGUGGCACGAAAUUCUUAUUGCUAUUAACCCUUUCGUUACGGGGGCUGACUAUAGUCGACAUCUAUGCGACGACCUGUGACGACUCUCGUCACUAACAAUUAUAAUUUGAUAUAUAUACUCUUAAAAAGGUGUACGUACAAGAGAAUCCCAACGUGGCGUUGAAAGACGGAAGUGCGAACACCGAAGAUUACCGACGUGCAAUGUGCAAACUUUGCGGCGAGGUACCUCGUUCAGUGGCAGAGCGGAUUGGAGCGUGCUUCCGUAACGAAAGGGUUAAUUUUAUGCACUCAGACUAAUUGAGAUACUGAAGGAGAAAGCUUGCGAGUGGCACGAUAAAGAUUACCGAGUUUCCUGUUUUGUCGUAAUAUAGAGUGAAAAUGAAAAAUGUUUAAAAUAGCAAAAAGCCUUCCUUCCGGUACCAUUUGAUCCGAACAAGACGAGGGGUAUAUAGCUUUUGAGGAUGCUAAGAGGGCGAUUCUUUAUGAAAUGAUUUUUUACAAAAAGAAAAAAAGGUGGGCAAUGGAAAUAUAUUAUUAAUAAUAAUUAAGAAAUUGCCAUACCCGUCGUCGAGUUCGUAGUUAGAAACGUAUGUGCCAUCUUUUUCAUAUAUUAUACUAUACACAAAUGACAGAUUUAAGGUUUAGAAUUUUUUACGAAACUUAUAUUUUUAACGAGCGCAUGAAUCAUGGACGCGACACAUUUUUAAAUUGUGGUGCUCGAGAUGUAUGAGGUAUACAGCCUAUAGGUAAAAGUGAUAGGUUUAUAUCUUGUGAGCUAGAGACACUUUAGAAAUGUUUCAUGGAUGACUGAGAGAUGAUUGAUGAGAGAUUGAGUGAAGAACACUGAACAUUUUGUAUACCUGUGUAAGCCGAAUUAAGACAUUGUUAUAUGUGAGAUUGUGAUACAACAUUGGACUAAAAUUAUCAGAAGCAAAAACGACAACAGGAAAAAUUGUACAGUCAGUCCAAGGAUCCGCGUAGAACAGUGAUCCUUGCAUCUUCGGUUACCUAUAAGCGUUAAUUUUUUGUAAUUGUCCCAUAGAUUGCAGUUGUAACAAAGAUUUUUGCUUCUUUUAUAUAAAUGCACUAUCAUACUUUUUCCGACGUCAUAGACAAUUUGUUUCCUAAGGGUUUUACAUUGUAUCUGUACGAUAGAACUUUUCUUUCAUCGAGGCACAUCCAGUGCUCGCCCUUAACUUUAGAAAAAAUUAUUAAUCUGUCACCGUCAGAGCCUUCAAAGUAUUUCAAAUGAACAAGACGUAUUUCGAAACCGAUAUCAAAGUGCAAUAGUCCCAUCCCGCAUCUAAGAUACUAUAGCCGCUAGAUCUAAAGCUAAAGUUAAGUACCUAUGUAACUUAUGUUAACAUUUAAAAAGAGCUAAUGAUUAUUUAAUAAGCGAUAAGUUAGAAUAUAUAAACGUAGCUGAUGGUUUUCUCAAAGGGGAAAGAAUUUUUUUAAAUACUAUAGAAUUCAUGCGUGACCUUUGCUGUCUGAUUGUCCGAUAUUCUACCAUCGUACAAUUGUACCAAUUUUUCGAUUGAGCCAACUACCGAUCUACCUUUGCGUCAUUCUAAUCUAUGCGUAGCAGAGGCAGAGCCUUUAACUUCUUUUUGACUUUAUCCUUUCUUUUUUAGUUUUGCUUUUUUGCUCUCCUCACGGUGUGGGCGAGACUCUGUGUUCCUGUUCAUGUUUGAAUUUUCUAUUUUUUUUAAACAAUCUUCGAUCACGAGAUACUUUAUUCUUCUUCUUCACCUGCCAUAAGCGUUACGAUCUCUUAACAUACUAGCGCCUUAUUUUAUAUAGAUUUACAGAACGAUGAGGUUUCGCCGUAAACACUGUUCAAUUGCGAGAUUCAAAGACUUGUUUUAUUAUUCGUCUCUUUGUCGACUCUAGAAUAAUAUACAUGAAAUACCUACACGCGCACGUACAAUGAAUAAUAUCGUAAUAGGGUUAUGACAUUUACCAUUAUGCAUACCGAUUAACAAAUUAACUGUAAAGAUUAAUCGAUCGCAGUAUAUAGAGUUAUGUAUAUAUAUAUAUAUAUAUAUAUACAUAUAUGUAUACGCUAUAACGUUUUUUUAUCGGACACUGUUUCCACAUCCGCGUGUGGAUUGUUUUCAGAAAAAUAUAUUACAGGCUCCCUUCCUUUUCACUCGAGAGGUCGGCUCAAAAUUAUACCAAGCGAUACUUUAUUUUCGUUGCUCUUCACAUUUACUUUUUUGUUUCAUUAACUUUCUCUCUCUCUGUUCCUUCAUACUUUUACUAUUUAUCUCCUCUCAUCUCUUUCUGGAAAGAAAUCGUUUGUGUCUAAGCCAAAGAUAAUCUGACCAUGUUAUUGUAACAAUGCUGCAUUACGAUAUGUGUUACUCGAAUUGUAAGUCUGUACGAUUAUUCAUAGUAAUAAAUCGUGUCACGGAAAGCAGGACUGGAACAAUACUUUUUGUUAGCAUUGACAAAGUCGAGAAUUGGUUUGGUUAUUGUAGAAUUCAGCACAAAUAUCUUAUUCAGCGAAAUUCGGCUAAUCUAAAACUUAAGAAAAAUUUGUAUGGAAAUUGACUGUUAUCGGUUUUCUUGUGAAGAUACAUGAGAAAACUGGAUGAAAAUAAAGCACAGUAAUUUUAAAUGGAUUACGAAUGCAAAAUUCACGUGUGGUGAAUGAUACGGUAGAAUAUUGUGAUUAGAUUUAUAUGACUGGUUGUUUAGACGAUAUACGAACAAAGCGUCAAAGAGGAUAAGGAUAAUUGUUGUUAUCGGUAUCAGAGAAAGAAAUUAAUAGUCGCGGCCAUAAUGCACGCACGCUCAUAGAACUCGGGAAAUUGUGAAUAAAGGUUUCUUUAUUUUUUGUUAUUGUACAAUACAAACACAUCGCAUUAUGCAUUAUCAUUUUCAAUAAACAUACUCCAUUAAUGAAAAUGUGUUGGGUUGGCUAAUAUGACUUCCUUUGCACACUGGGUACUCAUGAUUGUUUUUAAGGAAAUUAUUUUGUAUAAACUUGUUGCUACUAAAUUACAAUCCCAUAUCACUGUU